Molecule: messenger RNA, 309 nt
Organism: Cuscuta europaea
Lineage: Eukaryota; Viridiplantae; Streptophyta; Magnoliopsida; Solanales; Convolvulaceae
Source: the annotation of a GenBank genome assembly
AGAGAUGAAAUCUGCUCCUCCUCGUCCAGUGAGUGCCACAACCAAUCCUGACUCUGGUGGGAAGAUGAACGCUUCUUUCUCUCGUGACUUUUGCUGUUUGAAGGAUGCUCUUGUGAUGGGAAGUGAAAUGCCUCAAGUCCUGCUUUCCUCCUCGUCCGUUGUAUUCAAGGAUGUGUCCUCAGCUGGCCUGGUACUGGCUUCCUCGGCUUUUGCUUUCCAGAGUGUUCAAGCUAGCCUUGUUGCUGCAGAAAGGUUGGUUCUGCUAGAAAAGGCUGUGGACGAAUUAAAAAGAAAAGAGAAAAGUUUUCA